This is a messenger RNA of Spinacia oleracea (spinach), 2457 nucleotides long. RefSeq names its product isochorismate synthase, chloroplastic. Gene Ontology annotation, biological process: phylloquinone biosynthetic process. The transcript is spliced from 11 exons. Gene Ontology annotation, cellular component: plastid. Gene Ontology annotation, molecular function: isochorismate synthase activity. Lineage: Eukaryota; Viridiplantae; Streptophyta; Magnoliopsida; Caryophyllales; Amaranthaceae. The record is from RefSeq and is a predicted model, not a curated record. Bases 119 to 1561 code for a protein of 480 amino acids.
AGUGCAGAAACAAAGCAAACAGUAUUAGCCCCUAGUCCAACUGAAACAAACCAAGAAGCCAUAUAUUAUCAUAUGAAUUGCUAGCUGCAUACCCAUUUCUCUUCUCACCACAAAAACCAUGGUUGCAGCAUUUUCAGCCGGAAAAUACAUUACUCGAUUCCUUGACUUCGAACCACCGCCGCCGUCACUAUUUGCAUCAACUAAGCCUUGUUCUAUCCAAGCAUCUCAAAAACAAUACCAUCAACUAUGUUCAUGUUCAUGUUCAUGUUCAUCAUCAAUAAUGUCGUCGUCUAUGAAUGGCUGCCAAAGUGACCCCAAAAUUCCACUCGGAAUUGUCGAAACACGGACUCUUCCUCCGGUCCCAUCACCGGCAUUGGCUUUGGACCGUCUCAAACAUACCAUUUCCGACUUAAGGUCCAACCUCCAAUACUCCAAUUUCCCCUCUGGUCUCAUCCGCAUUCAGGUACCAAUUGAACAAGAAAUAGAAGCCAUUGAUUGGCUUCGUGCACAACCCCAUCACCAGGAACUUCCCCGCCUUUUCUUCUCCGGUAGACGUCAAUUCAACGGCUCCGAUGUCAUCAACGGAAACCACAAUGGUAACACCCACGGCCAUGAUCUCAUCAACGUCGCAGGUUUAGGUGCUGCCGUAUAUUUUCGGCAUUUUCGCGCUUUCUCCUUUGAUGAUUGGAGAUCAAUUAAGAGGUUCCUGUCAAAAACUUGUCCUUUGAUUCGUGCAUAUGGAGCUAUCCGUUUUGAUGCAAAUGUGGACAUAUCAAAAGAAUGGGAGCCUUUUGGUUCCUUCUACUUCAUGAUUCCUCAGGUUGAGUUCGAUGAGUUUGAAGGAAGGUCCUUGCUGGCUGCUAAUGUUGCAUGGGAUAAUGGCCUUUCGUGCCCUUUGGAAUCAGCAAUUGAUUCCCUUCAAGAAACCUUGGAUCAGGUCAAUUUUGUCAUCUUUAAGUCGGACGAAAAGUUUCCUAAAACAACAAUUCAGGCCGAUGUAUUGCAUAUCCCUAAUGAGAAAAAUUGGGACAUUGCUGUUACAAAAGCAUUGAAGAUGAUAAGAAGCAGCUCAGCUCUCACAAAGGCUGUACUUGCACGUAGUAGCAGAAUCUUUACUACUUCCGAUAUUGACCCCCUAGCAUGGUUAGCUUGUUUACAGGUGGAGGGAGAUAAUGCUUACCAAUUCUUACUUCAGCCACCCAAUGCACCAGCUUUUAUAGGAAACACUCCAGAGCAGCUGUUUCACCGAAAGAAACUUAGCAUUUGGAGUGAAGCUCUGGCUGGAACCCGAGCCAUAUGUGGAUCUUGGGUUUUAGAUCAUAAAACAGGAUUGGAUCUUCUCUCCAGCCCCAAAGACGACUUAGAGUUUACAAUUGUAAGGGAGUGUAUAAGGAAGAAACUUGAGGCUGUUUGUAACACAGUAAUAGUGGAUCCCCAGAAAGCAAUUCGAAAGCUUCCCAGAGUACAACAUCUGUAUGCUAAUAUAAAAGGAAGAUUGAGAAAUGAAGAUGAUGAGCUAAGGUUGAAGCCACAGCCUAAGAAGGCCUUAACAUUAACAUGAAGUCAGAGAGGUGGCUUCAUCGGGGAAUUUUUUUUCUAAACCAAUUCUGCAAAUCAUGAUGCUCUGAAGCUCAUCUUUGACAUCUUAGGUAUUGCCAACUAAAAUUCCACUUCCAUUGCCACUAGGAUCAUGACAUUCCUUACCCGUGCCAAGUCAGUCUCAAAUUGAACUCAAACCAUUCCCCUUUCUAUCUAGAUGAUUAAGUUAGUUAGUCAGACUGUGGAUCUAGUGAUUGUGGUUCUUACAUUGUUAUUAAUUUUCUAUGUAGUAAAAAAAACUCAACCUACAAGCUACCAUGCCCAGCAUAUAAUUUAGUUUCCUGAACUAAAGAGAUAUUUUGAAGUGUUGGUAAUUUGUUGAUUGAUAAUUGAUGUCUUUAUAUUGAUUGAUCCUUUAUCAGCUUCGACUUACUUAUCUCAGAAAUCAGUGCACUGAGGGAUCCUUAUCUGAUUUUUAACUUAAGCAAGAAGUUCACAACAGUAGAAUUCACGGGCCUUAAAUGCUAAGUCCUUGUUUGGUACUAGUCUUUUCUUUUGUGCUGGGUUCCGAGAUUGCCCCAUGUUGUAUGCCUUGUGGAUGUUUAGGAAAAAGGUCCAAAACUAACUUAGUUUCUCUAUCCAACAAUAUUAUAUUUCUGUUUUGGUGUCUCAUGUUAAGGGCCUUAAUCCAUUUUACUCGUCAACUUUUGGUGUAAUUUAACAGUGUUAAGUUUUUAACACCAAACUGCAUGGAUUGGGUUGUAUUGUAAUUGUUAGUCACAGUUUAACAUAAAUGAAUCUUUAAUAAAGAAUUAUCCAGUAUGUAUUAUCGUUAGGAAAAGAGGAUUUUUUCUUUCUUAGGAGAAAGAGAUGGUUGUGAGUGUAUUUUGUAUAGAUUGUACAUGUAACUAUACUGAU